This is a messenger RNA of Strongylocentrotus purpuratus (purple sea urchin), 3005 nucleotides long. RefSeq names its product organic solute transporter subunit alpha-like. Gene Ontology annotation, molecular function: transporter activity. Gene Ontology annotation, biological process: transport. The transcript has 7 exons. The record is from RefSeq and is a predicted model, not a curated record. Lineage: Eukaryota; Metazoa; Echinodermata; Echinoidea; Camarodonta; Strongylocentrotidae. The coding region runs from base 56 to 1084 and encodes 342 amino acids.
AAUCGGACUCUAACGAUCAAUUAUCAACUGAACGAGCGAGAUUUAUGACCGAACCAUGGCAAACAACUGCUCCUACACUCCACUGGCAAAUGAAAUGCUGGAAAAUCUUUUAGAGGACAACCCUCAGAUGCUACCGAUCUUAAUCACAUGUAGUAUCAUCACAUUGAUAGAAGUGAUUCUAUUCUUCGAAGCUUGGCUGUGGGUGUUAAGGUAUAUACCCUAUAGUGAUCGACGAACAAGUAUUGUCUGGCUUAUAGGCAUCUACCCGGUUUUCUGUGCAACAUGUUUACUUGGUCUUUACAUCCCAAGGGCAGCUGGAUUAUGUACUCUCACUGGAACAGCAUUUUUCGCCGUCUGCCUUUACCAGUUCAUCACCUUGAUUGUUGACUAUUUCGGUGGUCUCGAUGCCAUGAUCAUUACCAUGAAUGGAACCAAGUUUUCUCUCGCUAGACCACCACUGUUGUGUCUAUUCCAGUGCUUACCGAAAUUCGAAAUGACAAGGAGAAACUACCGUAUACUGGAGACGUGUGUUCUACAGACUGCUAUCAUUAGACCUGUCAUUCUCUUCAUCACGGAGGUGUUGAAAAUCGAUGGCUCACUCAAUGAAAAUCCGGACGUCGCCGCGACUACCACGCUCAUAUUGAACUGCAUCACACUGGUAUCAGCCAUCUUCGCUGUCUCAGCCCUCAUAGUUUUCUUCUCCGCCAGUAAAAACUUUCUGAAACCAUACAGAAUCAAAAUCAAGUUUCUGUGUGUGCAGACGGCUCUCAUUCUCAGCAACGUCCAAUCCGUUCUCCUCAUCAUCCUCACUCGAUUCGACGUCAUCAAGUGCAAUAAACCGUUCGACACGCCCGACAGGGGAUACCAGUGGCAUUGUUUCCUCCUGACCGUAGAGAGUGCCAUCAUGUUCAUACCAACCCUUCUAAUAUUCCGCACUACCAAUGGAAAUGUUACCCGAAUCAGACGCGUUCGUCCAAGCACGUUCUCCGGUAUGAUGCCCAGCGAUGGGACACCAGAUGAAAAUGCUCCUUUACUACAUCCUAAAGAUCGUUCGAAAUCGUUCGGUGUGGUCAAGGAGUUAUGACGUCAAAGGAACAUUAAGAAAGCUAAGAAAAUUAAGAAGAUGGAAGAGAGGGGAAUCUAUUUCUACGGAGAUAUUUGAUAGUGGAAGUCUUGAAUGAAACAAUGAUUUCUGUGACGUUACAUGUAUCUCGGGCGUUCAAUAUCGGGCGUUUGGUAGAGAGACAGUACCUUUGAUGUUAGGCAUCUUCACAAUCUGCAAAACAACAUUAUUUCCGGGCUUUCUCAUAAACCUCGUUAUCAUUAACAAGUUGCAAUAACUGUUAUAAGCUACUGAAAUCGUGGCGACUGAUUGACUGAGAACGUAUUUGUCACAGAAUUCUAUCAUUUUUGUUAUUGAUAACAAGUUUGAUGAAACAGGGCUCUGAAGUGAAUUAUGAAAUAAAGUGUUGUUGUUGGAGUGUAUGUAUUCAAACUACGUAUCGUCGUCUAGAUAAGUUAAAUAUAUAUCCAUGUCUCAUUAAGGUCAGAGAUUUAACCUUUGUAAUGAAUUGUUUUAUGUACAAAAGAACUAGAAGUUUAACAUGGUUACUUUAAAAUAUGCACUGAAAUAUUGGACUAAUUCUUGUAACUGGCCGUAAUUGCAGGUGUUUGUAGCUAACUUUUUAAUGUAUGACAUAUCAUGAAAUUGAUUAAUGCAGAUUUUCAUCAGCCAUCCUAGCUAAUUUUCUAAUCAAAUUAAUAAAAUAUUCAAUCAAUAAUCAGUUAGCCAAUUAAUUGAAUUGAUCAAUCAGUCAAUCAAAUAAAUAAAUAAAUCAGCCACUCAAUUAAUUAAAUUAAGCAUACCAAUCAAAACAAUCAAAUCCUGUACAGUACCAUCAAAAAGUCAAUUAAUCAACCAACUAAUCAAUCAAUCAAUCAAUUUCAAUAAAUCAAUCAUCAACUAAUGAAAGAGAUGCAUAUUAAAACAAUUUGAUAGUAAUGCAAUGAGAGAUAGGGAUAUCAAAGUAAAUUUUAUUUUCUGCUAAAACAUCUAUAAAUAAUGUUCCUUAUGCUAUACAUUUCAAUGCAGGGUGGAUGUAUUUUGAAUUCUGAAAUUCAACUUGAUUUGAAAGUUUGGAACUUUCACUAGCAAUCAUCUGUCAUCACAUGUGAUACUUUCAUUCCUGUUUAAAAAAUGUGACAAAUGCUUUUGAUUUUGAACUUUCAAAACAAAUACAUUGCUCCUAAACCGGGUCAAUGUAGAAUUUGCUAACAAUGAUAUACUGCUGAGCUGAAUACCAAAUAUUAAUUUAGUAUAGUAAAAUGGAGAAAACUGCAAUACAUAUUGCUGAUGAAGUAAAUGAAAUGUCAUGCCUGAAUUUAAUAUGUUUGUGCUACACAUAUGACAGCUGGGCAUAUUCAUAAAGAAGGGCAUACAAGUAUGACAACGACUAAAAUUAAAAUGGUAUAUCAAUUCACAAUAUCCUCCCAAUAUUUGUUAAGUAGCCCAGCCAAAUUAAGGAAAUAUUACUAUCACAAAGAACUUUGUCCUUUCCAAGAAAAUAUGAGCAACAAAAGAAUGUUGGUGACAGAAUGGCAAGUUUUAAACAAAUUUCAGUCCCAUUACAAGCGUUCUACACAACUUGUGAUUUAGAAAGUUCAUAAUAAUUAUGCGUUAGGAUCCAAACUUCAGCAACAAAUAUUGAUAUGGAAUCAAAUAUGAAACAUAUUAUUCAUAUAUGUGUGGUAGUAGAUAUAAGUAACUCAACCAUUAGCAGAAUUUUUUCUCUAUUGCUGACAUGGUACUGUCCCAAACACGGAAUGAUAAACUGUAUUGGUAUGUUUCGUGGCCAAGAGAAAUUUGCUCUUAGUUAUAAUGUAAUUCCCUCAUGCAUGUCAUUCAUUGGAAGUUGAAGUAUCAAUUCUUUGUUGUGUGUUCCUGUUUUUGUGUUUAAAAAAAAGCUCUAGUUCAGUGCUUCGAAUAAAACAUGGAAAUAACUUAA